Sceloporus undulatus (fence lizard) is the source of this 2132-nucleotide messenger RNA. It is a transcript of the gene CCNB1, whose product is annotated as cyclin B1. Lineage: Eukaryota; Metazoa; Chordata; Lepidosauria; Squamata; Phrynosomatidae. The transcript is spliced from 10 exons. The record is from RefSeq and is a predicted model, not a curated record. Gene Ontology annotation, biological process: mitotic cell cycle phase transition; regulation of cyclin-dependent protein serine/threonine kinase activity; mitotic metaphase chromosome alignment. Gene Ontology annotation, molecular function: cyclin-dependent protein serine/threonine kinase regulator activity. Gene Ontology annotation, cellular component: nucleus; cyclin B1-CDK1 complex; mitochondrial matrix. Bases 824 to 2029 code for a protein of 401 amino acids.
CCAGCCUCCCGUAGCCUUAGAAACGCAUUCAGAACCGAUCGCCGGGGAGCCAAUAGGGAGCUAGCGAACCCUGCGAGGCAGCCAAUGAGCGCCGCCGAGGGCGAAUUUUAAACCUGCGUCCAGAGCCACUGGACUCGUGCUCAGCAUCAGUCGGUCUCUGGAGCUGGAAGGAGAAGGAGGUUGUUUGGAGCUAGUGCUGCAGGAACCGGAGCCAUGGCGUUGCGGGCCACCCGGAUAGGAAAGGGUCACCAUGAGUCUGAGGCAGACUUGAGGGCGGUGAACAACAGACAACCACAAGACCUCUCUCCUUUGAUGCCUUGGACAUGUGCUUAUUUUGCAUCUAGGCCUAACAAGGGAGAGCUGGGCGCAGGGUGACCAGAUGUCCUCGCAGCAAAGGAGGAUGUGACACCGUCAAAUGCAGGACUGUGAUUUCCCAAGCUCUGGGCUUCCAGGUAUUUGGGAUCUCAGCUCCCAGAAUCCCAAAUGAUUGACCAAAAUGGUUGAGGCUCCUGGGAGCUGGAGUCCAAAACACCUGGAAGACUGGAAUCUGAGACUCACUGGUCUACGACAUGUCAAGAGAAAUGGAGGACAUGACCAAAAAUCACUCAUAUAAAUGUUAAUUGAUGCUUCUUCGUCCUACUCAAAAGUGGAGGAUAUUUUGGAAUUCCUCCUGGACAGAAGGCUGAAAUGGAGGACAUGCCCAAAUAAAAGCUACGAAGCACUCCUAGAAGUGUAAAUUAAGACUUCUCAGUUCUGCUCCAAAUGGAUGGCAUUUUGGAAUUCCUCCUGGACAGAAGGCUGAAAUGGAGGACAUGUCCAGGAAAUGGAGACCACAAAAGUCAACACGGAGAACAAAACAAAACCCGCCAUGGCAGCUACCAAGCGGGGAGUUGGGGUUGCCAAGCCUUGCUUGAGGCCUAGGACUGCCUUGGGAGACAUUGGCAACAAGGCCUGCGAGCCGAAGCCCAAGGACCUGGCCAAAAAGGAAGUCUUGAAACCUGCACUUGUGGAGAAAGUGGCCACUCGGAAAGUCCCAAAGCCCGUUGAAAAAGUGGUUGAGCCUAUCAAAGAAGAAAAGCCAGAACCUGUUCAGUUGGAGUCUCCCUCCCCAAGCCCAAUGGAGACUUCUGGUUUUGCACCAGCAGAAGAAAUCCUGUGCCAGGCAUUCUCAGAUGUUCUGCUUGAAGUGAAAGAUGUAGACACAGAAGAUGGUUGUGAUCCAAAUCUCUGCAGUGAAUAUGUGAAAGACAUCUACAACUAUCUGAAAGUUCUUGAGAGUCAACAGUCAGUGAGACCAAACUACUUAACAGGCCAGGAAAUCACUGGAAACAUGCGAGCAAUCCUUAUUGACUGGCUUGUGCAGGUCCAGAUAAAGUUCAAACUGUUGCAAGAGACCUUGUACAUGACUGUUGCCAUUAUUGAUCGCUUUCUGCAGAACAACAAAGUAGCUAAGAGGAUGCUGCAGCUGGUUGGCGUAACGGCCAUGUUCGUUGCCAGCAAAUAUGAAGAAAUGUUUCCUCCAGAAAUUGGUGACUUUGCCUUUGUGACUGAUCACACUUAUACCAACCUCCAGAUCAGACAGAUGGAGAUGAAAAUCCUAAAAUCUCUUGAUUUCAACCUUGGUCGCCCUCUUCCACUCCACUUCCUGAGGAGGGCCUCAAAAAUUGGAGAGGCAGAUAUACAACAACACAUGCUGGCAAAAUAUCUGAUGGAACUCUCACUGCUGGAUUAUGAAAUGGUACACUACCCUCCCUCUCAGAUUGCUGCUGCAGCCUUUUGCUUAUCUUCUAAAGUUCUCGAAGAGGGAGAGUGGACACCAACUCUGCAACACUACAUGUAUUAUGCUGAGAGUGCCCUUGUUCCUGUUAUGCAGCACAUGGCCAAAAACGUGGUGAUGGUAAACGGACGCCUUACAAAGCACAUGACUGUCAAGAACAAAUAUGCCAGCAGCAAGCAUGCUAAGAUUAGCACCCUCCCGGCACUCAACUGUGCGGUCAUACAGGAUCUGGCCAAACCACUACUGAAAUAAAUCUGAUUGAACUGUUGGACAAAGUUGACACCAUGUGUCACUGAAGUGUGUAUAUGUAAAUGUUUCAUUUAAAGCUUUUAAUAAACUUUACCUUUUACUUUAA